Molecule: messenger RNA, 477 nt
Organism: Manis javanica (Malayan pangolin)
Lineage: Eukaryota; Metazoa; Chordata; Mammalia; Pholidota; Manidae
Source: RefSeq, a predicted model, not a curated record
AUGGGAAAACUGGAGAUGCUGUGCGGCCUCAAGAUGAGGCUGAAGCGACGGCGGGUGUCCCCGGUGCUGCCCGAGCAUCAUGAGGCCUUCAAAAGGCUGCUUGGGGACCCUGUUGUGAAAAGAUUCUUGGCCUGGGACAAAAAUCCGAGGGUAUCUGACAAGUAUCUCCUGGUCAUGGUCAUAGCAUAUUUCAGCCAGGCUGGCCUCCCCUCCUGGCAGUACCAGCGAAUUCAUUUCUUCAUAGCUCUCUACCUGGCCAAUGACAUGGAGGAGGAUGAAGGCCACAAACUGGCCAUCCUUUGGCUUCUCUAUGGGAACGACCAUUCCAAGAGUCGUCUGUUCCACCAACGGAGAGUCCAAUUCGCCCAAUACAUGGGCUGGAAGGCCUGGGUCUCCCGGGAGGAUUGUGAGGAGAUCCAAGUGUUAGACCCAGAGCUCCGGGUGUGCAGGCGAGACCGCAGCCUGCUUGCUGUGUGA